AAUUACAUUCGUGGCAUAUACAAUGGCUCGUCAGCAGAUGAAGAGAUCUUGGCUGCUUCAACUACAAUUCAAGAUCUUUUUAUACAAUAUUUUGAAAAUAAUGGGCUAGCUUAUGAUAUAGUACCAUUUACUGGUCGCUCUGAUUACGGUCCUUUUAUGGAUGUUAAUAUACCAGCUGGUGGUCUUUUCACUGGUGCUGGAUCAUUGAAGACUAAAGAGCAGUAUGAGGCUUAUGGUGGCCUUGUUAAUGCUCCAUUAGAUCCUUGCUAUCAUAAAUUUUGUGACAACAUCCAAAAUAUUGCUGCAGACGUGUUUGAAGACAUGACUAGGGCUGCUGCUUACGUUAUUGAGACUUUGUUCGAACAAGAUGAUCUCAGAGAAUACCUGGAGAAUGGUAUUAACAUCUGAUUCUAUAGUGGCCCCUCACUCUAUUAAACUCUAUUUUUUAAGUGUAUAUGUAAUUUCAUUUAAUACUGCUAUGACCUUUGCUGAACUAAGCUAAAUUACUAUAACUUGUGAACACUGAUAUCUAUUGUGCGCUUUUUGUGUAGUUCCAGACACUCUAAGCAGUGGAACUAAAUUUUUGCUUUUGUCGUGCAUUUAAGCACAUUGCCACUUCAUUCA
Molecule: messenger RNA, 624 nt
Organism: Amphimedon queenslandica
Lineage: Eukaryota; Metazoa; Porifera; Demospongiae; Haplosclerida; Niphatidae
Product: aminopeptidase S-like
Exons: 6
Coding region: 157-408 (83 amino acids)
Source: RefSeq, a predicted model, not a curated record